AUGGCGUCCAUCCCCAAGACCAUGUCCGGGAUCCUCAUCGAGGAGAACGGAGGAGUUGAGGCCCUAAAGUGGAAGACCGAUAUCGCCGUGCCGGAGCUCAAGGAUGGCGAGAUUCUCGUCCGCAACGAGUACGUCGGCGUCAACUACAUCGACACCUACUUCCGCACCGGCCUCUACAAAGCCCCCCUCCCCCUCAUCACAGGCAAAGAAGCCGCCGGCAUCAUCGCAGCCGUCCACCCCUCCGUAACCGCCACCUUCCCCGCCCUCAAAGAAGGCGCCCCCGUAGGCUACGUCGCCGACCACGCCUACGCCGAAUACACCGCCGUGCCCGCCGAGAAAGCCCAAGCCCUCCCCGAAGGCGUCUCCACCGAAACGGCAGCGGCUUCCCUGCUCCAGGGCCUGACCGCCCUCACUUUUGUCCGAGAAGCCGCGGGUCUUGCCCGCCCGGGUCACCCAGAGUCGCAGGGCAAGCUGGGGGUGAGUGAGGGGCCGUGGGCUCUCGUGCAUGCUGCUGCGGGGGGCGUGGGCUCGUUGCUGGUGCAGUUGUUGGUUGCGCAUGGGGCGAGGGUGAUUGGGACCGCGGGUAGCGCGGAGAAGGUCGAGAUUGCGAAGGCGAAUGGGGCACAGUGGGUGGUGGACUCGCGGAAUGAGGAUGUGGUGAAGCGGGUGAAGGAGAUUACGGGUGGAAAUGGGGUGGAUGUGAUCUUUGAUGGGGUUGGGAAGGCUACGUUUGAGGGGGAUUUGGAGAGCAUUGCGCGGAAGGGAACGCUGGUGGUUUUCGGGAAUGCGUCUGGACCCGUACCGCCUGUCGACGUGUUGCGACUCGGAGCCAAGAACAUCAAGCUUAUGCGACCGGUGCUGUUCGGGUACAUCGCGACGCAGGAGGAACGCAACUCCUAUACCGCUGAGCUGUUCGAGCUCAUCCAGGCCGGCAAGGUCAACCUCAAGAUCCACGAUGUUUACCCGCUCAAGGAUGUGGCUCGCGCACACUCCGACUUGGAGGGCCGCAAGACCACUGGCAAGGUCCUGCUCAAGGUGUAG
This is a messenger RNA of Dichotomopilus funicola, 1041 nucleotides long. RefSeq lists its product as uncharacterized. The transcript has 3 exons. Gene Ontology annotation, molecular function: NADPH binding; quinone reductase (NADPH) activity; mRNA 3'-UTR AU-rich region binding. The record is from RefSeq and is a predicted model, not a curated record. Gene Ontology annotation, cellular component: cytosol. Bases 1 to 1041 code for a protein of 346 amino acids. Lineage: Eukaryota; Fungi; Ascomycota; Sordariomycetes; Sordariales; Chaetomiaceae.